Messenger RNA from Drosophila innubila, 1296 nucleotides. RefSeq names its product protein 5NUC-like. Gene Ontology annotation, biological process: AMP catabolic process. The transcript has 5 exons. Gene Ontology annotation, molecular function: hydrolase activity. Gene Ontology annotation, cellular component: plasma membrane. NCBI's taxonomy places the organism in Eukaryota, Metazoa, Arthropoda, Insecta, Diptera, Drosophilidae. The record is from RefSeq and is a predicted model, not a curated record. The coding region runs from base 45 to 1196 and encodes 383 amino acids.
UCCAAGUAGUCGUAAUAUAUAUUUUAAUAGACCCUUGGCUUAAAAUGCUUUGGAGCUUGAUACUAUUUCUGAUCUUUCUCAAACAAAGUCAUGAAUUUAAGUUCACCAUUGUGCACAACAAUGACAUGCACGCCAGAUAUGACCCGAUGAAGGGAAGCAGUGGGAAGUGUCCCCAGGGACACGACGAGAGAGGCCUGUGCUUUGGAGGCUUUGCUAGAGUGGCAACUGCUGUGGCAAAGGCCCGAGCCGAGGGAGCGACAAUCUUUCUGAAUGCGGGAGAUACCUUUCAUGGCACCUCCUGGUACGGAGUCUAUAAAGGACAGCUAGCUGCCGAGCUAUCGAACUUACUUGAUCUAGAUGCAAUGGCUCUGGGCAAUCACGAGCUCGAUGACAAUAUCGCUGGACUGGUGCCUUUUCUGGAUAAGAUCAAAUUCCCUAUUGUGUGCUGCAAUGUCAACGUGCGUAAGGUUCCACAGGUACAAGGUUUUGAAAAUUUAGUUCCUUCGACGAUUAUCACAAAAUUCGGCAGGAAAAUUGGCAUUAUUGGAUACAUUACGCCGCUUACGAAAUAUUACGUGCCUUACAAUACAAUUGAAUACUCGGAAGAGAUAUCUUCUAUUAACCUUGAAGCGAAGCUGCUUAUUAUGAAAGGUGUUAACAUUAUAAUUGCUCUGGGCCAUUCUGGUUAUGAAAAGGAUCGGAUGAUUGCUUUGCACUGUCCAGACGUAGACGUAGUCAUUGGUGGACACUCGCACACGUUUCUAUAUACAGGGAAUGAACCAGAUGAGGAGAAAUCAGAGGGUGACUAUCCGACCGUGAUGAUUCGGCCAGAUGGGCGACAGGUACCUGUUCUUCAAGCCUACGCGUUUACCAAAUAUUUGGGUAAAAUUGACUUAGAGUUUGACGAUAUGGGCAAUUUAAUAAAUUUUAAUGGCACCCCCAUGCUACUGGAUAAGUGGGUUCCUCAGCAGACAAAUAUCAAGUCUCUUUUGGAUAUUAAAAGGAAACAAAUAGACAUUAUCAAUAAAAAAUAUUGGGAAGAGCGGAACUCGUUCCUAAAAACUAUAAGGUACCUGGAGAAUGAUGAUGAAAAAGAUUUUCCUGAACUAGAAAAGUCAAGUUCCAUAGGAUAUGAAGUCAAGAGAUUGCAAGCUAUAAUAAUGAUAUCAGCGUUUGUGUUAAUACACAUUUUUUAAAUUUUAGUGCACUAUUAACAAAUUAAAACAACGUGAAGAAAGUUCAGUUACCAUUACACAAAAUUACGGUUUGCUACCCAAGUAAAUAAUAUUUACUGAA